AAGAGAAGAGAAGAGAAGAGAAGAGAAGAGAAGAGAAGAGAAGAGAAGAGAAGAGAACAAGGAAGUCUGACAAAAAAAAAAAAAAAAGAAAAAAAAAAAAGAAAAAAGCAAAUUCAAGAAAGAAAAAAAAAAAAAAAAAAAGUCAUAGUGAGUCAAGCCAAAUUACCAGAAAUCUGUCUCCAAAAAAGACAUUAA
Messenger RNA from Oxyura jamaicensis (ruddy duck), 195 nucleotides. RefSeq names its product UPF0329 protein ECU05_1680/ECU11_0050-like. The annotation marks the transcript as partial. The transcript is spliced from 3 exons. The record is from RefSeq and is a predicted model, not a curated record. NCBI's taxonomy places the organism in Eukaryota, Metazoa, Chordata, Aves, Anseriformes, Anatidae.